UACUUCAUUUUACUGCCGCACGAAGCAACAGCAGCAGCACUAGUUCCGAAUGAACAUAUGACAAGUGAGAUUCUAGUGGGAAAUUCGAAUUACUGCGGCGCCAAACAUUGGAUUCAUCGUCAAUGUUGGAUAAAGAGUUGUUUGCAGUUUCAUAAAACGAAACAAAGUUGAGAAAAUGAGCCGAUUUUCUCAGAAUACGCGCACAGCAUAUUGUCGUCAGCCAGUGCAACAUGUGCUGCUUGAUAUUGGCUAUCCCAUGACUCCUUUACAUAUAAAAACUACAAUAACUGCUCUACAGAAUGUAUUAACGUUGGCAUGCUCGCUGAGAGGAGGAAUUCGAAUUCCAGGUUUCGGCGUUUCUGUUAUAAAUAAAACAUUCGAACUUAUUUACUGGACAGAUGUAUUGAGAGGAAAUUUUUCGAAGGUAUUACCUGCCCUAAAUUCAGUAGAAAGCUAUGAGGUUUCAGUGCCCUUCUUGGAUCCAAGACUGCUAAUGAAUUCAUUGGCUUAUUUACACCUGCUAGAUGCUUUCCCAGAUUGAUGAUGAAAGUCCGAUGACUCGUCUGUUUAUUGGUAGCUUGCAUCAUCCAAAUUAUGUGUGCGUUUGUUACAUUUACAUCCAUUGUAUUGAAGAAAAUUACCAGUGGCCAGCACCAUGUUUUCCUGUUCAGACUAUAACAAACACUUCUUUUGAUACAGGGUGUCAGUGCCACCUUUUGUGCCACUGUUCAUUAUUAUAACUUCAGUCUUUUUUUGCAUGUGGUGGUGAUACUGUUGGUUGGUCAUGAAAAGGGCUAAGGAUUGUAGCAACUUGGUUGUUUUCAGGAACAUUUGAGGCUAUCAUCACAUCUGCUCGAAAACCAAAUAUUGUAGAGUGUACUUCACUUCCCACUUUCUUUAGGUGUAAUGA
Messenger RNA from Schistocerca americana (American grasshopper), 910 nucleotides. RefSeq lists its product as uncharacterized. The record is from RefSeq and is a predicted model, not a curated record. The transcript is spliced from 3 exons. The coding region runs from base 176 to 541 and encodes 121 amino acids. NCBI's taxonomy places the organism in Eukaryota, Metazoa, Arthropoda, Insecta, Orthoptera, Acrididae.